AUGGCCUUGAGCUUCUAUGUCUUUCACCUCUUCUAUAAGUUCAAAGUGUUGGUGCUUGUCACUUUGUGUUUGAUGGUGCUAUGGGCCACAGUCAGUUACUAUGUGGACUCCAGACAGGAAAUUCCUAAAGCUAAGAGCAUGGUGGAGGAUUUCAGGAAGGUGACUAGCCUGGAGGACAGGCAGAAGCAAGAGAAGAUGGAAUCAGUUGCAGAAGUUCCCACAGUGAAAUCACUUCAGGAUGAGUGCCCAGCUCUGUCUCCGUACCUGAUUGGUGCCAGCAAACUCACCUUCAAAGCAUCACUCACACUGGAAGAAGUGCAAAAGGAGAACCCUCAGGUAGCCAAGGGCCGGUACCACCCCCCAGAGUGCUCAGCACAGCACCACGUGGCCAUCAUCAUCCCACACCGCAACCGAGAGAAGCAUCUGCUGUACCUCCUGGAGCACCUCCACCCCUUCCUGCAGAGGCAGCAGUUGGACUACGGCAUCUAUGUUAUUCACCAGGCUGGCAGCACCAAAUUUAAUCGUGCUAAGCUGCUGAAUGUAGGAUACCUAGAGGCCCUAAAAGAAGCUAACUGGGACUGUUUCAUUUUCCAUGAUGUGGAUCUGGUGCCAGAAAAUGACUUUAACAUUUACACGUGUGGCCCCGGACCAAAGCACUUUGUAGUUGGCAGGAACAAUACUGGAUACAGGUUACGGUACAAAGGAUAUUUUGGAGGUGUAACUGCUCUAACAAGGGAUCAGUUUGCCAAAGUCAAUGGAUUCUCUAACAACUACUGGGGAUGGGGUGGAGAAGAUGAUGACCUACGAAUCAGGGUUCACCUGCAGAAGAUGGGAGUGAUGAGGCCACCUGCUGAGGUAGCCAGGUAUACGAUGAUCUUCCACAAGCGAGACCAUGGUAAUGAGGAGAAUGAAGAGAGGAUGAAGCUUCUAAGUCAGGUAUCUAACACAUGGAAAACAGAUGGGCUGAACUCCUGCUCAUAUAAACUGCUCUCAGUGGAACGUAACCCUUUAUACAUCAACAUCACGGUGGACUUCAGCGCACAGCCCAAGGCCUCCUAAGGGUGAGCAACACACAG
Messenger RNA from Nestor notabilis (Kea), 1076 nucleotides. It is a transcript of the gene B4GALT4, whose product is annotated as UDP-Gal:betaGlcNAc beta 1,4- galactosyltransferase, polypeptide 4. The record is from RefSeq and is a predicted model, not a curated record. Gene Ontology annotation, molecular function: glycosyltransferase activity. The transcript is spliced from 6 exons. Gene Ontology annotation, biological process: carbohydrate metabolic process. Bases 1 to 1059 code for a protein of 352 amino acids. NCBI's taxonomy places the organism in Eukaryota, Metazoa, Chordata, Aves, Psittaciformes, Psittacidae.